Rattus rattus (black rat) is the source of this 1824-nucleotide messenger RNA. Its product is annotated as leukocyte immunoglobulin-like receptor subfamily B member 3-like. Gene Ontology annotation, biological process: cytokine-mediated signaling pathway. Lineage: Eukaryota; Metazoa; Chordata; Mammalia; Rodentia; Muridae. The record is from RefSeq and is a predicted model, not a curated record. Gene Ontology annotation, molecular function: inhibitory MHC class I receptor activity.
AUGAGGGGUGUGGAUAUUUUAACUGGCUCCUCCUUCUCUCCUAGGAGCCCAUUGAAACCCAGGCUUUCAGCCCAGCCUGACCCUGUGGUGACCUCAGGAGGGUAUGUCACCCUCAAAUGUGAGUCCUCCGAGCGAUAUCACAGGUUCACUACUGUGGAAGGACCACAGAUGUUCUACCAUGGCAGGACUCAAAGUAUAACUACUCUACUGGGGAAGUUCCAGGCCCUGUUCCCUGUGGGUCCUUUGACCCCAAACCAGAGAUGGAUAUUCAGAUGCCACAGCUUGAACAAACACACCACAAGUAAAGUCAGAUCCCCUAGUGAACCACUGGAGCUCCUGGUGUCAGGGAAACUCCAAAAACCAACCAUCAAGGCUGAACCAGGCUCUGUGAUCCGCUCUGGAAGGGCCAUGACCAUCUGGUGUCAGGGGGACCUGGAUGCAGAAAUAUAUUUUCUGCAUAAGGAGGGAAGCCACAAUACACAGAGGACACAGACCCUACAACAACCUGGGAACAAGGCCAAGUUCUUCAUCCCUUCUGUGACACAAGGCCAUGCAGGGCAAUAUCGCUGUUACUGUUACAGCUCAGCUGGUUGGUCAGAGCCCAGUGACACCCUAGAGCUGGUGGUGACAGGAAUCCACUACUAUGCAGUCAGGCUGUCAGGACUGCCCAGCCCUGUGGUGCCAGAGGGAGGGAACGUGACACUCCACUGUACCUCACACAACAGAUAUGAUAAAUUCAUUCUCACCAAGGAAGAUCAGAAGUUCACCAGCUCACUAGACACAGGGUAUAUAUCUUCUACUGGACAAUACCAAGCAAUGUUUGUUAUAGGACCCAUGACCCCAAACUACUCAGGGACAUUCAGAUGUUAUGGUUACUACAAGCGUAAACCACAGUUGUGGUCAGUACCCAGUGAGCUCCUAAAAAUACUCAUCUCAGGACCAUCGAGGAAGCCAUCUCUGCUAAGUCAUCAAGGCCAUAUACUGGACCCUGGAAUGAGCUUCACACUGCAGUGUUACUCUGACACCAAGUAUGACAAAUUUGCUCUGUACAAAGAAGGGGGAGCUGACAUCAUACAGUCCUCUAGACAGUGGACCAAUGCUGGCCUCUCCAUGGCCAACUUCACACUGGGAUAUGUAAACCACUCCACUGGAGGCCAAUAUAGAUGCUAUGGUGCACACAACCUCUCCUCUGAGUUGUCAGCCUCCAGUGACCCCCUGGACAUCCUGAUCACAGGACAGAUUUAUGACACACCUUCCCUCUCAGUGAAGCCUAACUCCACAGUACACUCAGGAGAGAAUGUGACCCUGAUGUGCUGGUCAAUGUACCCUGUGGACACUUUCAUUCUGUCCAAGGAGGGAUCAGGCCAGCCACCCCUUCGACAAAAGUCAAAGUUCCAAGAUCAACAGUACCAGUCAGAAUUCUCCAUGAGUUCUGUGACAUCCAAGCUCUCAGGCACCUACAGGUGCUAUGGCUCUCACGACUCAUCUCUCUACCUGUUGUCAUUUGCCAGUGCCCCUGUGGAGCUCAUAGUCUCAGGUACCAUCGAAGCCUCCAGCUGGCCAACUAAAAGGUUCAUCACAACAGCCACCCCAGAGAACCGGGAUCACACAAUGGAGAAUCUCAUCAGGAUGGGGAUGGCUGUCCUGGUCCUCAUAGUCCUUUCGACUCUAGCUGCUGAGGCCUGGCAAAGUCAUAGACAGACCCACCACGCAGCUGGCAAAUAAUCUAAAGAGAAAGGACACCUUUCAAUGUUCUACACUCUGAGAAAUGAAUCUGAUGAUCCAAAAUUUUCUGUCAGAAAAAUGUGCUGUGAUAGAAGUCCA